Molecule: messenger RNA, 3096 nt
Organism: Triplophysa rosa
Lineage: Eukaryota; Metazoa; Chordata; Actinopteri; Cypriniformes; Nemacheilidae
Gene: tbx18
Product: T-box transcription factor 18
Exons: 8
Coding region: 232-1881 (549 amino acids)
Biological process (GO): positive regulation of DNA-templated transcription; somitogenesis; regulation of transcription by RNA polymerase II
Cellular component (GO): nucleus
Molecular function (GO): DNA-binding transcription factor activity, RNA polymerase II-specific; RNA polymerase II cis-regulatory region sequence-specific DNA binding
Source: RefSeq, a predicted model, not a curated record
GCGUUGACAGACCGACGAGACUGUUUCAAAUAGACUGUCGCUUCAUUUUCAGGGUCUUUGGCCAGGAACGCUUUGUAAUGUCACCUGGCCCGUGCUAAUUAGCUACUGAGACGGACUAUUCUAACUAACGGAAUGCUAUAUUAAGUGCUGUUGCGAAUGCACUUCUGGUGAACUUCUCUCUCUCUCUCUCUUUCUGCGCGAAACAUUUCGGACAAUCCUCGGUUUGUAACCAUGGCUGAGAAACGACGGUCCCCGUGUACGAUGAGCCUCAAGGCGCACGCAUUUUCGGUGGAAGCGCUCAUUGGCACGGAGAAAAAAAGAAAGUUGGAGGAGGACAACGAAAACUGUUUUGAGGAAGAAAACGAGGUGUCGAACCUGACAGAAAGUUCGCAAGCCCAGGGUGGGAGAACUUGCUCAAGAAGUUGCGAGAUAGACUGCCCUAGCGACGAAUCCCCGGAUUCUGAAGACGUGUUGCUGGAUAGCCCACAAUCGGCAUCGCAAGGCUCUCAUGUCCUCGGACAAUCAGGCACGAGCUCCGGGGAGGAGAUGCGCGUGGACCUGCAGGGCUCAGACCUAUGGAAGCGAUUCCACGAGAUAGGAACCGAAAUGAUCAUCACUAAAGCCGGCAGGCGGAUGUUUCCCGCAAUGCGGGUUAAGAUUACAGGCCUAGAUCCUCAUCAGCAGUAUUAUAUCGCUAUGGAUAUUGUUCCUGUCGACAACAAACGGUACAGGUACGUGUACCACAGCUCAAAGUGGAUGGUUGCGGGAAACGCAGAUUCUCCGGUCCCGCCUCGAGUCUACAUUCAUCCUGAUUCUCCUGCUUCCGGUGAGACGUGGAUGCGUCAAGUUAUAAGCUUCGACAAACUGAAACUGACCAAUAAUGAGCUGGACGACCAAGGCCAUAUCAUUCUGCACUCCAUGCACAAGUACCAGCCCCGUGUCCACGUCAUCCGUAAGGAGUGCGGGGAAGAACUCUCACCCGUUAAGGCAGUUCCCACUGGGGAUGGUGUCAAGUCAUUCUCCUUUCCUGAAACUGUCUUCACAACAGUGACUGCUUACCAAAAUCAACAGAUAACAAGACUGAAAAUCGACAGGAAUCCAUUUGCAAAAGGCUUCAGAGACUCAGGAAGAAACAGGAUGGGACUAGAGGCUUUGGUUGAGUCAUACGCAUUUUGGAGGCCCUCACUCAGGACUCUGACAUUUGAGGACAUUCCUGGACUCACCAAACAAGGUGCAGCUCCUUCCCACGGUGUGGUCGGGUCCUCAGCGCAUCUGCUGUCCUCAUCCUCAUGCUCUUCCCCUACUUUCCACCUAGCUUCUGGGCCGGGGCCAAUUUGUGAUUACUCCGCCUGCAGUCGAACAAGCCACCCACUUCAUCGCUAUGCCCCGCCUCUCUCUGCAGAAUCCUACAGUCGAUUGGCUAGUCCCGGAGCAGAUGCCUUUUCCACUACAAGAAGCUCCACUUAUGGGGCUGAGAGCGAGGCUUUCUCGUGCACACAAAGCGGCCUGCCAAUCCAGAUCCACAGCAUGCCAAGCACAACCUCCCAGCUUCAGUACCUAAUGCCCAGCCAUACUCAUAAUGCCUUCUCCACCAAUCAAAGCACACAAGGAUCUUAUAACGGGUUCCGCCUGCACAGUCCAUAUGGUCUCUACGGUUACAACUUCUCCACUUCUCCCCGACUGGCCACCAGCCCUGAAAAGGCAGCCGCCACACAAAGUUCAUUCCUAGGCUCCUCCCCUAGCGGAACGUUGACGGACAGACAACUUUUAUCCACUGUGGAUGGUCUUCAUAUGCUCAGUAGUAGUCAACAGAAUCUUUUUGACUCGAGGACUUUGGGGUUGACAAGCUCCGCCUCCCAGGUAACAGCACACAUGGCUUGAACUGUGAACCAUGAAGAACAAAACCUCUCCAAUGGACUUUAUAGACAAGAGGACAAAACUCUGAUGAGAAUGUAUUCUCUAAUGUCAUAAUUUAUAACCUGUUGGACAUUUCACUCUCGCAAAAGGAUAUCACAAAGAAAAAAAGACAAUGGCAUAUAGGGAAAAGGACAAUUGUGAGAAGUCCGCAAUCUCAGUUAUGUAUUGUGUAAAGAUUUUACAUUGAGGAUAUUUUAAAUAGUCAUUCUGAUGAACUGUAUACAGAAAUGACCAUUACUGGACAUCAGGGUAAGAGAAGUGCCUGAAAAUGUAAAAAUGCUUUACACACCCACACUUUUCCACAUGCACACAUGGUUUUACAGCACAAACAGGACAACAGCCAUAGGAGUGUGAGGAGUUCAACAAAUGUGAGUCUGUCCUCCUCAGCUUCUAAUGGACAAUGAAACAAUUUUUGGCACUUAAGAUGAGUGCAGGGGAGCCAAAAAACAGGAAAUGAUGUCACAAAGGAGUAAUUAUCAAUCAAGAAACACAGGUUUAAAAACUAAUUGUUACAUUCAAAGUACUUGUAGAAAUGAAAGUGGUCACUAUGCUGACAAUCACCUAUUGAAUGUUUGACAGACAUUUGACUUUUUGAGGUUUUCACCUCAAAUACAUCCAACCAGCGUCCACAGCUGUUAAUGUGGUUUAAUCUGAAACUGGAUUAGGGUUGGAAUAAGGAAAUGUGGCCUAGUGUUUACAAAUUCUCUCCAAAUUGAAGGGCUUUUGCUGGAUCAGCACUGCUGUCUGGUGUCUUGGAACGGACGGGGCAGAAGGAAAUCUGAUCCAGGAUGAUAAUUCUCACACUUUAUAAAUACAACCAAUGGGAUUCUGCAAAAGGAUUAUAGUCUUGCCAUGAGAUACGUGCUGAUUCCAGGUCAGCUCUCUCUUACUGUACAGGUUCCAAGGACUGUAAAAAUCACUUUUUUAGAUUUUCCUUUGGACAUGUUAGCUUUCGCUACGCCUGUCUUUUUAAUGUAAUUCUUCACGAAUAUGAAGAUGAAUAUUAUUAAUACUGUGUUAAGAUUUCACUUGCACUUACACUAUGGCAAAUAUAAAUACUUGCUUUUUAAGUGAUGGGCUUCUUGCCGGAAUGGCCACAACAGAUACUUUCUCCAUGUUUGAGACUGGUUGGCCUGAGAAAGAAAGAUAUUUGAGCCAAAUAAAAUAUAUCAAUAUGGU